Molecule: messenger RNA, 2167 nt
Organism: Lactuca saligna
Lineage: Eukaryota; Viridiplantae; Streptophyta; Magnoliopsida; Asterales; Asteraceae
Source: the annotation of a GenBank genome assembly
AUGGCCUCUCCAAAUUGGGUGUUACUUAUAAUUCAGUUCACCAUUCUUACACAUCUUUCCGUUCUCACCAUUACCCAUGGAGAUUCUGUCUGCGGAACCCAGGGUACUUAUAAGCAAAACAGUGCAUAUCAAAAGAACCUCAACGAUACGUUAUCUUCUCUUAUCGAAUCACAUAAUGGAAAUGGUUUCUUUACUGCAUAUUCAGAUUCUUCACAAGACGAUGAUCAGAGCACCACCACUACUUAUGCCCUUGCCCUAUGCCCCGGAGACUUUGAUGUCGAGAGCUGUCUUGGAUGUGUGAAGUCUGCUACCGAACGCAUAAGACGUGAUUGCCCCAACCAAAAGAAAGCGACAGGGUGGUAUUAUGUCCUUGAGGCAGUUGGAAACUUAUUCAAAGAGUUACAGGGUAAAGCAGCUGUAGAUGGGUACUAUAGAACAUCUUACUCUGAUGCUAUCAUUUUACCAAGGUCUACGGGGAGUAUUCAAGCGACUAUGCAAUGCUUUCCGAAUAUAUCUCACGACAUAUGUCAUGAGUGUUUGAUGAACGCUACUGAUUAUCUACUAACAUGUUGUAGUGGAAAUGCUGAAGUAGUAGUUUCCUAUCGAUACUCAUGUUUCCUAAGAUACGCCAUAGAUCUUGUCAACUUUUCAGAUCCUCCAAUGCCACCAAGGAAUCCGUCUACAAUUCAAACUCCAGGGAAAAAUAAAUCAAAUGUAAUCGGCCCAGCCAUAGCAGCUGCAACAGUAGCAUUGGCAAUCUCCACCUUUUUUAUCUGGCUAUGGGUUCGUAGUAAAAAAGGGUACAAGGAAGAGGUGUUUGACGCAUUAGACGAUGACACUGGGGAGAUAAUUUACUUUAGAUUAAAUGAAAUGAAUGCUGCUACUAGCAACUUCUCAGUUGCAAAUAAACUUGGAGAAGGUGGUUUUGGUCCUGUUUUUUGGGGAGAGCUUUCGGAUGGUAAAAAGAUAGCAGUGAAAAGACUUUCCCACAACUCCAGUCAGGGAAUGCAAGAGUUCAAAACAGAAGUCAAACUAAUUAUAAAACUUCAACACAAGAAUCUUGUUAGGCUUUUGGGAUGCUGUAUGAAAGGGAAUGAAAGGCUUCUUGUCUACGAAUACAUGUCUAAUAGUAGUCUCGAUAAUUACCUUUUUGAUCCUAAAAAAGCAAAGGAACUGAACUGGGCUAAGCGUGUUAAGAUAGUAAAUGGAAUAGCAAAAGGUCUUCGGUAUCUUCAUGAAGACUCUCGCCUCAAGAUCAUACAUAGAGAUCUCAAAGCUAGCAAUGUUCUACUAGAUGAGGAGAUGAACCCAAAAAUAUCAGAUUUUGGCACUGCUAGAAUUUUUGGAACAAAUCAAAUCGAAGCUAAUACUGAUAGAGUCGUUGGGACCUAUGGAUACAUGGCUCCGGAGUAUGCAAUGGAGGGAUUGUUCUCAAUCAAAUCUGAUGUGUAUAGUUUUGGUGUUCUUCUGCUUGAAAUAAUGUCUGGGAAAAAAAACAACAGGUUGUUCCACGAAGAGCAUGAUCAAAAACUUCUCUCCUAUGCAUGGAUGUCGUGGAAAGAAGGUAAAGCAGAGCAACUGAUAGAUGAAAAUUUGAAGGAUGAUUGUCCUGUCGAUGAGGCUCUUGAAUGGAUGCGUAUUGCUCUAUUAUGCAUUCAAGAAGACCCGAAUGAUCGUCCCAUGAUGUCUUCAGUUGCCUCUAUGCUUGAAGGUGAAUGGAAAAUUGUUUCUGAGCCUAAACCUCCAAUGUCUUUUGGCCAAUUUAUAGCGUCCGAUCAUUCUUCUUCAACAUGGAAUGCUGAUGACUCUGGGUUUUAUUCAUCUAAUGAAACAACACAUGAGCACCAAGGGAAAUCUUCAGAAAGCAAUCAAAGCAUCGAUCAUGGAGGCUUGCGGUGAAUAUACAUGUUACUGAUAUGCCAUGCCAACAUCGGUUAUUAAAUUAUUAUAUAUAAACUGAGUUUACUAUUCUUUUGUUUAAAUAUUCAACGAGUGUACUUGUUGCCAUUGAAUUGAUUCAAGUAAUACACAAAUCUCUGUCCAAUACUUUUCUUGCUAGAUUCAGAUUAGCAUUUCAAUUACUGUAUUGUAAUUUUUUCAUGGUAUCAAUGUACCACUUUUGAAUGGGCGAAGCUGUUUGAUCAAUACCACAUAAUCAUUUGCACCC